Messenger RNA from Schistosoma intercalatum, 4000 nucleotides. Lineage: Eukaryota; Metazoa; Platyhelminthes; Trematoda; Strigeidida; Schistosomatidae. The record is from the annotation of a GenBank genome assembly.
UGUAUUUGCACAAAGAGGUUAUUUAAACUGUGGCGAUUGUAAAAUUAGUAACACGGUAAGACAGAGAUGGCGUUUGGUUGAGAAUGAUUCGUUUAUUGAUUGGUUUGGUCUAUGCCUUUAAUUGGACAGUUGUAGUCUGUUAGAAGCUGAUUGGCUCUAACGGCAAUUCCAGACAACUGGUUGAUCGACACAACUCGAGUUGUGUAGUAAUUACUACACAGUUUACCUCGGGUGAUCUGCCGUUAAUUAGUCAUUUCAAUUUAGUUGUUAACGCAUAUAAUGCGUUUAUCUACUCGUAUUGAGUAAUUUUAAGUUGAAAGAGCUUGUAUAAAGUUAAUAGUCACCUGUGGGCACAUGUACCCAUAGAAACUGCGAACACCGUUUGUAAAAGACCGUGCUUGCUGUUUCCGAACUUUUUGUUGUUGUUGAAAUAAUUGAAACUUUGGACUUUUAAUUGUCAGUCUGGAGUAUUUUGCAACCUUGGUGUUUGCUUUAAUACUUGGAUAUCUCAAUUGUUUCUAUUCAGUCAAUAUUUGUUCCUAUUCAUAUAGCGACUUUUCAGGCUGCUAGGGAGAAUCGGCAAUCGGUUUGAUUCUUGGGAUCCGUAUGUUUGUUACAAUUGUCGUGCAGUUUAUGCUGUUCAGUGCCACAGUCACAUGAUUGCUAGCAAAAAUUUCGGAGUUAUCUUUCUCACAAGUAAUUCCCCUAAAUUAUUUAAAUUUCUAAAACUAAAUUAAAGAUCUAGGUUUCCUUCUGUAUACAGUCUUUUUAUAAAGCUUCCCUUGUAUGACGUAACAAUAGUUUGUAUUAGUCAAUAUGCAGUAACCGAGUCUUAAAAGCUUUAACGAGGUGACUUGCACUCAGUUGAAACUUUAAGUGAUAUAGCCCCGUAAUUUUAUGGAGAUGCUGAGAAAGAUUUGUAUUGUCGAAGUGCUACAAACCUGGUACAGUAGCACAUUUGAAUUUCUGGAAUUCAAUAUUCCAUAUGUAGGCUAAAUGUUGGAGUAUGAGUCGCUCAUCCGGUCAUCACCGUUUCCAAUUUUAAAUACGGUGAUUACGAUGUGUAUUCGUCAUGCCUUCGAUAGGAGUUCACGGUUAGAGUAUGGCACAACGUAUGAAAUUCCUUUGGCAAGACUAGAUCUUAGCAGGAACUACUCUGCAAAAUCAAAAAUGGCUAGGGAAUUUCCAAGGAACAGUAGGUUCCUCGUAUCCUGUGAAAAAGUAGCCUAUUAAUACCAUCUGUUCCAGAUUUCUGCAAGACUAUUGGCGCGCUUUGUAAGGUAACUUUAAUGUAUGAUAUAUUUGAAUUAUGUCUUCCUGUUGUCCAGUUAAAAACAUUGAUUAACUCUAAAGUUGUGAAAUAUGUGCUUAUUGCCUUCAGUGCAACAAAAUUGAAGUUUGGUGAAAACCCAGUGUAGUCUAACUAAUGGUAGAAGCCUUUAAUGCGCUAUAUAAACAGAGCUUUGCAGAAACAUUGGGAUACAAGCAAUUCUGAAGUUCCUUAAGGAUGAUGGUCCUGUUUCAUCAGUCAGACUUAUUAGUAUAUUGAAUGUAAUCUGGGAAGUAGGAGCUAUUCUGUUUGACCGGUCUCGAUCUUUGAUCGUUCCAGUUUAUGAGAAAAGACAAGUAAUUUUAUGACAAUCACAACGAAGUCAGCUUGACUAAUAUAAUAUCAAAAAUGCUAAUCGUUGCUCAACUGCAGCUUGAAAAGAGUAAACUCGGAAAAACUAAGCUAGUUCCAGACGUACGUAUGUGUACCAAGUGUAUACUAUUUGUCAAAUCUUAAACAUAAGCAUGCUUAUAGACUCUCGGUCACAAUGGUGUUCCUUGACAUUGGGAUAGGACUCGACUAAGUCGAGGUUUUGUGACGUUAUUAAAAGGUUUACUAAGGAAUUUCGAACCCUGGUCAAAUUAAAGCACGUGGCGAACUCAUUAAGAUUUUCAACCUCAAGUAGUGUUCGUCAGGGUUGUCCACUUUUUCCGUCAUUUAACUCCUUCACAGAUAUCAUCUCAGAGAUAACGCUCUCAUGAUGUGACUUCCCAGGAACUGGUAUCUUAAUAUGAAAAUCACUUGUUUACUUGAAAUACGCAAUUGAUGUUAUGAAUACAUUGACAAGAUACAGUCUUCUGACCACCUUAGGCGACAAUCCAAGCAUGUUUGGGAUGCGAUUUUGUCUCUAAAUACAAAAUGGACUAGUCUACACCAGUACCCGAACUAGUAAUAGGAAACGAAGUGUUCAAGUGCAUUGACCACUUAACUUAUUUGAAAAGUCUCAUCAGCCCGGGUUUAUUGGUUUUUGAUGAAAUCUCGACGCGGAUUCAGUAUUCUGGGUUCGCGUUUACUGAGUUGUGUCCAUACGCAAACUCAAGGACGAGUUUUAUGCUCAGUAGUUCACUCUUUUUCGUAGGUGUAAACCAUGGACUUUAAGACUAGAAGAUACUCAUGGGCUACUAGUAUAGAACCACAGAAGUCUUCGAAUCUGCUAGUGUAUUUUGGGACUAUCAAGUAAGCUAAAGUCAGGCACAAAUUAAUAAUUAGAAAUAUCAAGUCGGUUGAUAAGGUGGUAAACCAUCAUUAACUGAGGUAGUUAGAACAUGCUACAUAUACCCAACUACUGCCUACCUAGGUGCCAAUGUUUGAUCAAGGAGUAAGCUGAGAGCUAGCAAUGGUUAAUUCGAUCAUUGAUGUUAGUCUGUGAAAUCACUGACUGUUGGACUGAGUCAUGCUACGUAUUUGGCACCUACCCAUUUGGUAGAUUUGAUGUUUAUCUUCCCUUGGUCCCUGAAUCCCAAACGUACAUAUUUCAGUCUUUUUUUCUACUACUACUAUCAUUAAUUCUACAUCAUGGUAUUUUUUUUGAUAAUUUUAUCGCGUGUUAACUUGGUGUGGCUAUUCGAACCGGAGCACAUAUUUUACGUUCUACGUUGCUUAUGACUGAUCAACUAAAUGUCUUCAAGAGACUACAUUACUGAAGGAAGGAACAAACAAGGCUAAAAAACAUUGUGAUUGACUGUUUGUUUAUCAUUAAACGCAAUGCAUUCGUCCAGUUUGAAUUUUAUCGAGGGGAUUGAUGUUGCACAUUUGGUUUGCAUCAUUUUGUAUUAGACAUUUCGUUCACUUGUGUGAUUUAUUUUUCAGACUCAGUUCCCUAAACUGGUGGUGGAAAUUUAUUUGGAUCAAUUUCCGGCGUUUACAUAUGCGAUUACUUUGAUUUUCGAUCGGAUUACUGGGAAACGGCAUUCUUACUAGUCAUCAAGUCCUUUUUUAAUGCCUAGAAUAUGCACACUAAACUAUAUUAUUCUCUGUUCAGGAGUUGUCAUAACUAUUGCGCUGAUAUUCCUUGUUAGGUUGAACCAGUUGGAUGAGAAAAUUUUUCCUUACUCAAAGAGGUCUAAUGGUUCAGUUUGUGUAACGAAGGAUGGAGAAGUAACAUGUACAGAAAGCACACAUCAAAGCUUGUCAGACUCAUUUCGUCGCUUUAUGAUUUUUAAAUGUUCACUAAUUCUAUUGGCACUGUGCAGUCUUGCUAUAAUUUGUCACAGGCAUAAACGUUUAGACCAGAAACUAAUGCAGAAAGUCAACUUUCAGAUUGCAGCUGGUGUUUAGUAUCCUCUCAUGAAUCGUAUCUGAAUUCCUCACUGUGAUAGUCCUUUUUGUUGAUCUUAUGAUUUAAAUCAAUACUGUAACAAUGUACAUUUUAGAAUAUUAUUUUUUCUUAAGCAUCUAGUCAGACAUACUUUCUGAUGUUUGUUUAUUUAGGUGCCUUGGUCAUCACGCAAUGUACACUAUAUUCACGGAUAACCCUCAUGUUUUUAGGGUGACCUAGUAAUAAUCUGAUUGGUUAAUAUCAUUAUAGCGUUUCAAAAUUCUCAUAUUUCGAACACAAAUCGUGGUGUAAUAAUUAUAUUCUAACACAUUUGACAGUGUCUCAUCUAUUAACCAAACCAUUCAUGUAUACACGUCCUACUUUAUAUAACGUCAAAUUACUUAAAAUAAAAC